AGCACACAGUCUGAAAACUCAAACCUCUCUUUCUCUGCAACUCUGAGAAUCAGAACUCGAGAGCACAUAUCAAUGGCGGCUUUCGAUCACAUUCGCAAUAUGCACGACAUUGCUCUGAAGCCCCGAUUGCUCCGAACCCUAAUCAGAGAACACAUGCCUGAUGAGAAGCAUCCACUCAAGGGCCCUUCGGAGCUGUCUCACGUUGUGUCUAUGGUUAAAACUCACAGACUGUUAUCUGAAUCUCUCACCGCAGAUUCGACUGAUCCAAAGGUCGUUGAAAGCUGGAAAGCUGCAGUCGAUUCAUGGGUCAAUCGCGUUUUGAUGCUCGCCUCUAGCAACAUGCCAGAUAAAUGCUGGGCUGGAAUAUGUUUAUUAGGGGUGACUUGUCAAGAAUGCAGUUCUGAACGGUUCCUGGCAUCAUACUCUAUUUGGCUCCCUAAGCUCCAAUUGCAUAUUCAGCCUCCGGCAGAUUCUCAUUUUGUGAAAGUGGCUUCUUGUGCCUCACUAUCAGAUCUGUUCACAAGGCUGGGUAGAUUUCCAAGAGUAAAGAAAGAUGCGACCUCCCAGGCUGUAAAACUUGUUCAACCAGUUUUGAAGCUGUUGAAUGAAGAUAGCUCAGAGGCUGUAUGGGAAGGAGCCGUUUGUUUGCUAUGCACAUUUAUAACUUUCUUUCCAUCUUCCAUCCAUCGAUGUUACGACAGUGCUGAAGCUGCUGUUGUUUCAAAAAUUUUGUCAGGGAAAUGCAGUGUUAAAAUGUUUCAGGAGCUCGGUCAUUGCUUAGCAUUGCUUCCAAAAUCUAGAGGAGAUGAGGAUAGUUGGUCAUUGAUGAUGCAGAAGAUUUUAUUAUCAAUUAAUGUUCACCUGAAUGAUGCUUUCCAAGGUGUAGAAGAAGAAUCAAAAAAUAAUGAAGCUAUGAGGCUAUUAAUUCCCCCAGGAAAAGACCCCCCACCUCCCUUAGGAAGUCAUACAAUAGGAGAAGCCUUGGACCAGAGAACAAAGAGACCUGAGCGGUUGCAGAUGUCCAGUGUCUCUACCUUGAUGCGUUGCUGUUGUACAAUGCUUACAAGUUCUUAUCCUGUUCAGGUUAGAGUACCUAUUCGCCCAUUAGUAGCCCUUGCUGGGAGAGUGCUGAUGGUGGAUGGUUCCGUGACUCAAGCUUUAUUUCCUUUCAUGACUGCCAUGCAACAAGAGUUUAUUUGUUCGGAACUUCCAAUUUUGCAUUUGUACAGCUUGGAACUCCUCAGUUCUGUCAUAAAGGGUGUACGCAGUCAACUAUUACCGCAUGCUGCAGAAAUUGUGCGACUCUUAACGGAGUAUUUCAAGAGAUGUGUAUUGCCAGAUCUAAGGAUAAAGGUCUACUCAAUAAUAAGGAUUUUGCUUAUGUCCAUGGGGCUUGGCAUAGCAGUCUAUCUUGCCAAGGAAGUUAUCGACAAUGCAUCUGUUGAUUUGGACUCUAUUGCCUAUGAUGGUGGUGGAACCUCUUCGUCAAGUGCAUAUUUAAAGGCCUCGAAUGAUGUAUUACUGCAGCGUUGCCAGAAAAAAAGGAAGCAUGCAAGCACAGCAGGUUCUCUUGAAGAGCAACCUGAUAGAGUUGAUUUGGAAGUGGGACUGCCCAAAGACCCAACUCCAAUAUCAGUUAAGAUAGCUGCGCUAGAGGCAUUAGAAGCACUUCUGACUGUGGGUGGUGCUUUGGGAGCUGAGAGUUGGCGACCAAGUAUUGAUUGUCUUCUUAUAACUGUAGCUACAAAUGCUUGUAAAGGGGGAUGGGCUAAGGAGGAAAAACAUAAUUUUCUUUCCAGUGAACCUGUCCUGACUUGGGCAGAUUUUCAGCUUGCAACCUUACGUGCACUCUUGGCAUCUCUUCUUUCUCCUGCCCGCUUUCGCCCUCCACAUCUAGCCCAGGGUCUUGAACUUUUCCGUAGAGGCAUGCGAGAAACAGGAACAAAGCUUGGUGAAUUUUGUGCGCAUGCUCUUUUGGCCUUGGAAGUGCUCAUACAUCCUAGGGCACUUUCAUUGAUUGAUCUAUCAUCUGCCAGCAACACCUCCUUUGAUGGGAUUAACAGCAGAUUCCCAGAUGUAUACUCGUAUGGUCAUAAACAAAAUACCCCAUUUUCAACCAGCACUAUGGGAAAGGGACCUGACGAUUCCAAUUUGGGUGAUGAUGACCUGUAUGAAAGUUGGCUGGCAAAUGACGACGAGAUUGAAAUUCCAGUGACCAACGAUGCUGGAAAGGAUAAAAGUUGUACUGAAAAACCUUCAGAAACAUGUAGAGAUCCAUCACCUGAGAAGAUUCCUCUUGUAGCUGAUUCAUUCAGUACUAGAGUUCCUGAAGAAAGUCGACCAGAGCCAGUGUCCGAUAGGGUUGAAGGAAAAGGGGACGAAAUCAUGGUUGAAGCACCCCAGUUUCAAGAGCCCAUUAAGCAAGGGGACAGUACUAGCAGCGUUAUUGCAGACGGUAUUGUGUCAGAUCAUGUGGAGGGUGAAUUGGCAACCAAGCCUGAUGACUUUGCAACAGGAAUUGUAAGCACUGCCACGGCAACAUCGAAUUUGGAGAGAAGCAAGCAACUUGAUGUUGACUCGGAUAUGGAAUCACUUCCUGAUAUUGUGGAUGGGGAUCCAGAUUAUUCUGAUUAGGGUUUUUUUAAGCAAAUUCUGGGUAUGGUUAUCUGUAGAAUGUUAUGGUGUACUAGUCUGUUAAGGUUAUUGUUACUGUCAAGUUUCCAUAUAGAAUCAUGAAAAUACAAGAAGGUUUUGUUCUCAAGUGUAAUUUGAGUUGGGGCUUUAUCAUUUUGGAUUUGUUCCUGUGAUUUUCAA
Messenger RNA from Camellia sinensis, 2814 nucleotides. RefSeq names its product proline-, glutamic acid/leucine-rich protein. Lineage: Eukaryota; Viridiplantae; Streptophyta; Magnoliopsida; Ericales; Theaceae. Gene Ontology annotation, biological process: rRNA processing. The record is from RefSeq and is a predicted model, not a curated record. Gene Ontology annotation, cellular component: nucleus.